Molecule: messenger RNA, 769 nt
Organism: Saprolegnia parasitica CBS 223.65
Lineage: Eukaryota; Oomycota; Saprolegniomycetes; Saprolegniales; Saprolegniaceae
Product: TKL protein kinase
Exons: 3
Coding region: 56-769 (237 amino acids)
Biological process (GO): protein phosphorylation
Molecular function (GO): protein kinase activity; ATP binding
Source: RefSeq, a predicted model, not a curated record
GCUUGCGCACCCGAGCAUUGUGACGUGCCAUGGUGCGACGUGGCGAGGCGAGGCCAUGGACGCGGCGCGCAACGACCUCUGCUGCGUGCUCGAGUUUAUGGAGGACGGCAACCUCGAAGACUACUUGGCGGCACACCCGUCGCUGCCGUGGUUUCCCACCAAACUGCAAUGGCUCUACGACAUUGCGCUCGGGCUCGCGUAUCUGCAUCGCCUUGGGUUCAUCCACCACGACUUGGAUCCGUGCAACGUCCUGUUGCGGGGCGACCACGCCAAGCUCUGCCAGUUUGGCCAGUGCCUCCACGCCACGGAAGACGUCGACGAGGUUGCGACCAAUGCCACGUACGCCGCGCCUGAAAUCGCCCUCGAGAACUGCAAUCUGCCCGAAAGCGACGUCUGGUCGUUUGGCGCGCUGCUGGCGACCAUGGACCGGCACAUGGCGUCGUUUCUGCGCAACUGCGGCGAUGAGGACGAGGACGAGGACCAGAAUGACGCGAUGAUGCUGACGCUCAAGAUGGCACACGCACUCGCGGAAGAGCACAUGACACCUGCUUUCUCCAACUUGUGCCCGCCCGAGAUUCUGUCGCUGGCGCGCGACUGCCUGCGCAUGGACCCUUCCUGUCGCCCGACCGCCGACGAGCUCGUCGCGCGCAUCGAGACGAUCACAGACGAGUACAACAUGGUGUUAAAACCACUGCCCAUGUCGGCGGUCGCCGAGAAGCGCGAAGCCGAGCUUCUUAACGUGCUGCCGCCGCGGCUACGACGCUACUGA